This is a messenger RNA of Symbiodinium necroappetens, 1212 nucleotides long. The record is from the annotation of a GenBank genome assembly. NCBI's taxonomy places the organism in Eukaryota, Dinophyceae, Suessiales, Symbiodiniaceae.
AUGGCUUCACCAACAAGCCCGAGCUACCGCUCUGAAUUUCGAGCGCUGAGGCAGGCGCUGUUGCAGCUGCGCGAGGAGCAGGGGGCACUGCUGGAGUGCCUCUUCGACCAGCGCCUGCUACGUCCCGAGACCUUUGCCGCCUCCUUGCACAGGCGCCGCUUCGAGGCUGCGCUGCUGCGGGCUCCCUGCAGAUUCGAGGCAACGCUGCGGGAUGUGCUGGAGGAGCCAACUCACCUAGCCGUGCAGACAGCCCGCUUCGCUGGCCACAAGGGGCUCCAAUCUCUGAAGGCAACCUGCCGGUCCCUGGCAGAAAAGCUUGCUGGCAAUGCUUUCGCCUUGCAGGAUGCCCUGACCUGGCUCUUCGUGGUCGGCGGGAGCGACCAUAUGGAGGUGCGUCGAUCGGGGGAGCGGCUCGAUCCAUCCACAGGGCUGUGGGAGGCGCUCCCGGCCAUGCAGCAGCGCCGCUUCGCGGCCUCCUCGGCCGUCCUCGGAGGUUGUCUGUAUGUCUGCGGCGGUUCCGAGCAGCACGGGGCAUUGAACACCGCCGAGCGCUUCGACCCAUGCACAGGGCUCUGGGAACAGCUGCCCGCCAUGACGUGGCCCCGAAUCCAUGCAGCCGCGCUGGCAGCACAGGGACGGCUCUACCUUUGCGGAGGCCAUGGACCGAGCUCGCAAAGCGGCCAGUUUGAGUCCCUGAGUGCAGUUGAACGAUUCGAUCCAGAUCGGGAGGUUUGGGAGGCCUUGCCAGAACUGCCGCAACGACGGAUGGCCGGCACUGCGGCCUGGCUUCGGGGUGCCGUGCACAUCGUGGGUGGCUCAGACGGCCAGGAGGCUCUCAGUGCCAUGGAAAGGCUGGUCGAAAACGGGUUCGGACCGUGCUGGCAGGCCCUGCCGCCCAUGUCACAGCCAAGAUUUUGGGCCACAUCUGCAGUGCUCAACGACUCGCUGCUGGUCUGCUCGGGCAACGAUGGGCAGCAGGCGUUGCUGUCCACAGAGAGGUUUGAUCCUGUUGCAUGCGUCUGGGAGUGUCUACAGCCGAUGCUGAGGCGCCGGACCGGGGCCGCCUCCGCUGUCUUGGCGGGGCAGCUCUUCCUCGUCGGAGGUCAUGAUGAGCACGGGGUGCACCAGACGGCAGAGUUCUACGAUUCCGAGCUUGGCAAGUGGCAGGAAGCUGCCCCAAUGCUCCAGCGUCGCUCCGGCGCCACCGCAACU